Molecule: messenger RNA, 468 nt
Organism: Episyrphus balteatus (marmalade hoverfly)
Lineage: Eukaryota; Metazoa; Arthropoda; Insecta; Diptera; Syrphidae
Product: sperm mitochondrial-associated cysteine-rich protein-like
Exons: 2
Coding region: 1-468 (155 amino acids)
Source: RefSeq, a predicted model, not a curated record
AUGUUGAUGAUUAAAUUGUCUCAAAGGACAUGUCCAUGUCCAUGUCCAUGUCCAUGUCCAUGUCCAUGUCCAUGUCCAUGUCCAUGUCCAUGUCCAUGUCCAUGUCCAUGUCCAUGUCCAUGUCCAUGUCCAUGUCCAUGUCCACUUCCAUGUCCAUGUCCAUGUCCAUGUCCAUGUCCAUGUCCAUGUCCAUGUCCAUGUCCAUGUCCAUGUCCAUGUCCAUGUCCAUGUCCAUGUCUUGUCUUGUCUUGUCUUGUCUUGUCUUGUCUUGUCUUGUCUUGUCUUGUCUUGUCUUGUCUUGUCUUGUCUUGUCUUGUCUUGUCUUGUCUUGUCUUGUCUUGUCUUGUCUUGUCUUGUCUUGUCUUGUCUUGUCUUGUCUUGUCUUGUUUUAUCUUAUCUUGUCCAUUCUUGUCACAUUAUUUUAUUCCCUUAUAUAUGUCUUCUGUCCUGUCUCAUUUCUUGUUUUAA